CACACCCCGUCUAUCACAUAUACUGGAAGAAAUGGCGACGAGUAUACUGCGGCUCCCACUGCGACUUUCCACCAAAAACAUGGGGAUAGUGAGCCGUAACACCGGCUCUAAAACAGCAAACAUAUCCAGGGCGACUCAAAGCAGGACCGCAGUAUCAUCGGCGUCGGGGGCAAUCUUACCGAAACCGGACAAAACGCCAUUCGGUCUCAUCCGCAUGACAGUAGUGGUGGUGCCUUUCCUGUAUGUGGGAACGCUGAUCAGCAAGAACUUUGCCGCUCUCUUGGAGGAGCAUGACAUCUUCGUCCCUGAGGAUGAUGAUGACGACGAUUAAGCUAACUUCAGACAAUAAAUGGGUGCAUAUCAGCCAGCACGAGGAAGAUGAGGAAGAUGGGGCACUAUGACUUCCAUAUACAUCCCUUUACCUCCACCCAUCUCCUUCCUCUCUCCUCUGCUAUUUAUGUUGUUUUAGUCAUUUCAUAUCAUGUGAGGCUAUCAAAACUACACGUUACGCCUUCACUCUUGUUUGCAUGUUUGUGUUUGUCACUCAAUAAACAGAGUUGAUUACA
Molecule: messenger RNA, 566 nt
Organism: Morone saxatilis (striped sea-bass)
Lineage: Eukaryota; Metazoa; Chordata; Actinopteri; Moronidae
Gene: smdt1b
Product: single-pass membrane protein with aspartate-rich tail 1b
Exons: 3
Coding region: 32-331 (99 amino acids)
Biological process (GO): mitochondrial calcium ion homeostasis; calcium import into the mitochondrion
Cellular component (GO): mitochondrial inner membrane; uniplex complex
Source: RefSeq, a predicted model, not a curated record